This is a messenger RNA of Cherax quadricarinatus, 7035 nucleotides long. RefSeq names its product zinc finger protein castor homolog 1. The record is from RefSeq and is a predicted model, not a curated record. NCBI's taxonomy places the organism in Eukaryota, Metazoa, Arthropoda, Malacostraca, Decapoda, Parastacidae. Gene Ontology annotation, molecular function: RNA polymerase II transcription regulatory region sequence-specific DNA binding; DNA-binding transcription factor activity, RNA polymerase II-specific. Gene Ontology annotation, cellular component: nucleus. Gene Ontology annotation, biological process: regulation of neuron differentiation; positive regulation of transcription by RNA polymerase II.
AGCUACUGGAGUCGCUGAAAACAACGCCAUGGGCGGGGGUGAAGAACCGCCCACGCCGCCCCACACGCCCCAGAGGGAGAAUGCCCACAUACCCACCAGUGAAGGGGGCGGGGGCAGGCCGCCCAUACCAUCGCUGGACCCACUACAGCAGCAGGCCCUGCAGGCCAGGAUGUUGGGCGGUGGUAACUUUUCCACCUUGUUGACCCUGGCGGCACUGCAGGAGGGCAAAGGGAGCCACGGAGUGCCACUUCCCCCUACGCUGGACGCCCACAAAAGCCUCUCUACCACGCCCACUACCUCCACCUCCACCAUGACUCCUGGGCUGGCGGGACUAUCCUUGGGAUCAGGGGGCGGCGCUCCCUCAUCCCUAGUGCCCGGGGGCAUGGGGGUGAGGGAAGCCCUUAACAAACCCCAGCUAGAUUAUUCCCGCUACGUCAAGCCUUACAGCUCAGCCCUGGAGUGUGGCCACCUUCCUUGCAGGGAACACAACCUCAGAGAGCACUUUCACUGCUUGGAGUGCAACUCGAAAGUGUUCAGCAAGAAGGAGGAGAUGAUCAGACACUUCAAGUGGCACAAGAAGCGGGACGAGAGUCUUCAACACGGCUUCAUGCGCUACUCUCCUUCCGAUGACUGUUCCGACCGCUUCAAUAACUGCUCUCACAACCGCAAGCAGACACACUACCACUGUCUCAAGGAGGGCUGCGACAAAGUAUACAUCAGCACAUCAGACGUCCAGAUGCACGCCAACUACCACCGUAAGGACUCGGCCAUCAUGCAGGAGGGCUUCCAGAGGUUCCGUGCUUCUGAAGACUGUGGCCAACCCUCCUGCUCCUUCAACGGCCAGCGCACCACCCAUUUCCACUGUAUGAGAACCGCUUGCAACUACACUUUCAAGAACAAGGCAGACAUGGAGAAGCACAAGACGUACCAUAUCAAGGACGAGCAGCUGACCAAGGACGGCUUCAAGAAGUUCAUGAAACAGGAGGAGUGUCCGUACGAGGCGUGUAAAUUCUCUCGCGUGGUCAACCACAUCCAUUGUAUCCGGCCUGACUGUAACUACGUCCUGCAUUCCUCCGGCCAGAUAUUCGCUCACAAGGUGCACUUCAACACUCUGCUCUUACACCUGAGAAAACACGAACGUCAAGACCACGAGAGAGCCUACCGCAAGUACAAGCUGGCACAGACAAUGUUGGGAAUGCCAGAGGGCCAUCCCGCCCUCACCCCUCUCCUUCACGAGGCACUGCGGCCCCUUGGUACCCUAGGGGGGCACAUGAUCAACCCCCUGAUGGGACCACUUGGUGGACCCAUGGGAGGCCCCAUGUGUCCUAUUGACCAAAGAAGUGAGGAUUCCUCGUCUCCUCUGGGAUCCGUUCCUGCUCCCGUCACGCCCAUUUCCCUACCCCCAGGACUCCAAAGGCCGCCCGGCUUACUAAUGGGCGGUUUUCCUCCUCCUGGUUUAGCCGAAUCUCAGCACCCACUAGCUCGCCUUCUAGCGGUGGCACCUCCGGCCGCCCACGGUCUGUUCCACGGUGGCUCCGCCACCAGUUCAGCUUCAACCCCAGCAUCCUCGUCUUCGGGACCGGCGUCGCCAGUUGACCUGAGUGUUAGUAUGAGUGGAGCCGAAGACCGUGACUGGGAGCGCUGGGUCCGGUGUCACAGCCGGGAUGAGCCGUGCCGGACUGGCUGCGAUCUGACGGGUAUGGAACACUGGCACUGCGACGAGUGUGAGGCUGUGUUCCGUGGGCGCGAGAGCGCCCGUGACCAUGGACGUGUCCACGAACAACAAACCCUGAUUUCGGACGACCACUACACCAAGGUGACGAGCACUGACGACCCUCGCCCGUGUCCCCCAGACUGUUCCAUCCAGGAUCAUGCAGACCAUUUCCACUGCAACUGGGAGGGGUGCGGCGAGGCCAUCUUGGCGUCAGGCGACAAACCCUUUCGACGCCUCGAACACUUCCGGAUGCACGACUACGCACGAUGCCUGGCCCUAGCGACCCCCCCUGGCGCCGGGGGACCAAUAGGCGUCGCUGCCGUGACCUCCGUUGAUGCCAUGUUCAAGCGUAAGCGCGGACGGCCCCCUAAGAACAGAGUUAUCGAGGUGUGGAAUGACUACAGCGUGACACACACCAAAGUGUUUCUGUCCCGUCAAAAUCGACUUCCUUCCUUGCAGCUUCCUGUAUCGAGUGCCCACGACACCCCUCAGGCCAUAUUCACCAGCUUCAAGUUGCCCAAGAGUUCACCCCCUCCACACGGGCCCCUCGGGAUGCCCAUAGGUCCCCAUCCGAUGACACCCCUGGGUCACUUGGCUCACCUAGGACGGGAGACUUCCCCACCGAGACUACACAUCCCCUGCAGCACCAGCAGCAACUGUAGUACCAGCAACUGUAGUACUGUUGGUCACCCCACCACCCCGGGUGGCCCUCAACCCAUUCUUCUGCCUCUCACAGGUCCCGUCCUCUCAAAUCCGCUCCAACCACAAGCGGAGAUAGUGGAGGGCUUCUAUCCCUGGGGUGAAGGUGUGUCGUGCCCCGACCAGUUGUGCCCACUGCUUGGCCGGCGCCACUACCACUGUGCCCACCCUCGUUGCCUCUAUGUUACCGCUCAUACGGAUGUCCUCCCCCUCCAUGCCCACGACUUCCAUGAAAAUACACCCAUCCCUGAGGGCUUCAUUGCCAUCGACAGGAAUAUUGACUGCCGGUCACCCAAUUGUCAAAGUAAUAAGGUAAACAAACACUUCCACUGCACUCGCUGUGGCUUCUCCUUCGUGCGCUACCAGACACUGGAGUCCCAUGCUGAGAAGCACCAGCAAGAGGAUGGGGCUGUCCACACCCACAGUCUGGGCCCUCAGUCACCCAUAUACCUUAAAAAGCAGCGUCCUGACAGCCCCAUGGAUGCCCCAACGGCUGGUGCAGACAGAGAAUCACCCAGCAAAGCACAGCAAGAUCUCUCCCCCCCAGUGGUGAAGUCGUCGGGGAUCUUCUACCCUCUCUCGCCAUUUCCUACAUCUACCCCAUCAAACAACCGACCCUCCAGCACCCGGGGUGAAGCAGGUGCCCUUGUUACGCCUAUUCCACCAUCAUUACGCCAGCAGAAUUCUACUACAUUCACUCUGCCUGUGUCAGGAAGCCUCACCAUCACUGCCACUCGUCGCUCACCACCACCUCUCGGCAUGCAGUCACCCAUUCGAGAUCGCAUGGAUCAAGUAGAUACUGAUGAUCGUAGUGAAUUUGACAGUGAUCAGCCUCGUCCACUGAGUCAACAAGGGGACCCUUAUUCAACACGUAUCCUUCAGACCCUCAACCGUGAAGAGACGCCACUAGGAGCUGCUUCUUUAAGCUCUGAGUGGCUCUGUCCUGAACGUCAUCCACAGUAUGGCCCUGAAUAUUCUUGUGGUAGACCAUUUUGUAAGCUGAAAAAGAAAGAACAUUUCCACUGCCAGAUUUGCAAUCAAGCUUUUAGUGAACAUGAAAAACUAAGACCACAUCUUAUUAAACAUGCUACUUGUAGCCCAAUGAACUCUGGUGGAUUUUCUGUAGGGGAUGAAGAGGAUGCAGAUGUUUGUACCAAUCAAGUUGAAGAGGAAGAUGGAAAUAUUCAACCAAAAAUUGAGAUCAAUGAUCAUCCAGUCAGCCCAAGAAGUCCCAAUGAAUGUAGUACUAGUAGCUUUGGGCUAACAACACAGAGUAUCUCUACCAGCAGCCCAAGACCACUAAGCAGUGGUGGCAUCAGUGGCACCCUGAGUGGACCCCAAACAACUCCCCAGUUUCCAAUGGUGUACACUCAGGCUGCCAGUUUCCAUGGACUUUCAUCUCCAUUUGGACCACAUUUGAGCAUGGCAGGGAUAUUCCCGGGAUCAUUACCACGUCUUUUGCCACCAGCUGCCUGGCAAGUCCAUCCAGCAUUGGCAGCUAUGGCCCAUCAAGGCCUCAUUAUGCCUGGAGUCCGUCCUAAUGGUGAUUUGACUCAUGGGUCCCCUGUUCCAGGGGGUUUACCUGGUGUCGGUCCAGGAAUGGGUGGACCAGGAAUGCCUGGAUCUGGGGGAGAUCAUAACCCUCUUUUGCCCUCCUCGUUAGGAACUUCACCUCACCUAGCCAUGUUAGGUAAGAGGCUUGGUGCUGAAGACUUCAAUGCUCAAGAGGCCAAGAAGAUUCGCUCCAACCACUCCAUACGGUUGCUCAAAGAUGAGCCUGUACCUGAAGGUUAUAUCCGCUUUAGGUUCAACGAGGACUGUCAAUAUCCACACUGUGGAUACCGGGAGCAUCAAACACAUUUUCAUUGCAUGAGAAAGGACUGUGGUUACUCCUUUUGUGACAAAACUCGCUUUGUGCAGCACACAGCACGCCACGAGCGGCUUGAUACCCUCAUGGGAGGUGAUUUCAACCAGUUUCGCUCAAACAUUUCCUGUGGGCGCCCUGACUGUGUUUACGCCUCAAUGAUAGGCCAGCAGCAAAACAAGGCAUCACAUUUCCACUGUCUCAAAUGCGACUUUGUGUGCACAGACACCAAUAAGGUAGUGGCGCAUCGCAGACAGCACCAGAAGCGAGAUUCCAUCAAUGCCGCAGGUUUUGAAAAGUUUACACCGUCCCAGCCGUGUGGUAUUCAAGGUUGCAACCAUAAUCAGAAGCAAACGCAUUACCAUUGCCUCAAGUGCCAGUAUUCAGUCCUGGGCCUUAGCCAGAUGUCUGCACACAGGUACAGACACCUCGAAUGAAGUUUCUUUGGGGAGUAAUCUGCGGAGAGGCUCCCCAGCGCCCCUAAUGAGGGUGCAGGAACAAACCCAAUAUUUUCAGACAGUGACAUUAAUGCCUGCCCAAGCUACCCUGAGAAGUAGUAAUGGACUGGCAAAUACGGCCUCAAGUGGGCCCGUUUUAGAGCCCAUGUGUUGAACUUGUGUGAGCUACAUGAUGUAGCCUUGUACAAUAGCAUAUGUGUUAUCAUUAGCCUUACAUAUCACUGUAACAUACCAAGUGGUGUAGUUGUUAUUCUUUUUACUGUACCUUGUAUCCAAUUUUUGCUAGACAGUGACCUUUGUACAGAUGAAGUAUACAUGUUAAGUGAUACAUAAGUGAAAAUUCCUGUGUACCAUAAAGAAAAGUGGUUCACUAUACAUGGUGUAUGCAGUGUUGUGGUUGUAUCAGUGAGCCUUAUAGUCAUGGGCAAGUGGUGGGGUGUGGUCAGGCUAGAUCCAUACAUCAGCCUGUAGCCACCACUGCUGCGGCCCACUUCCUGUUGCCCACUACAUAUGGACUAUUUACUGUGUUAUUUAGUUGGUUUAAUAAGAACCAAUGUACUAUUGAUUAAUAUUCCUGAAUGUAUGUGAUGCAAUUGGUAUUCAAUACCAAGAACAAGAAGCCUCAGACCUGUAUGAAACCCGAGUGCCUUGUUGAAGGUUAAACAACAGUGUCUUAUGCGAUAGUGUCUUAAUGUAGGUUGGUGUGGUGUAGUUCGUGUGGUAGACGUGAAGGUGUCGCGCCCACCUGUGCCUUCCUGUAACCUGUGACCUGCCCACCACCCACCAUCACCACCACCACCUUAAUCAUGCCCUCCUCAACCUGAACACACAGCUAUGCUGAAUAUAAUUUUAUACUAUUUAUUUUUUAGUGUUACCAAAUAUUAGUGCCAAGUAUUCCAUACUCAUUCAGUUAUUUCCUGUAGUGCCAAACAUUUUCUACUUUUUUGUUUGUUUUUAAUUUGGUGGCCAAGAAAGUGCCAAUAUCAAACAUCUUUUUUUUAUGAUUUAAAAAGUCUUAACGAUAUAUAGCACUGACUAAUGCAUUCUGCAUUGCAUAUUCAAGCCACGAUGUAGACUUGCUAGUGAAGAUGGCAGAUUAAGAAUGGUCAAAGGCGUGUUGUUAGUGCCUCCUGCUCACUGCUAUCUGUGUGUGUAGCUGGGAUCCCAGGAUUAGCCUUGAUCUGGGAGACCUGUUUACCCCAGGGAGGUAGUCCAAACUAGUUUAAGAACCUCCUCAAUGAGAAGGUAGGCUGCUAGGCCUCUAAGCAGUAGUGUCUUGUUUGCUGUGAUGUAGAUAUGUAGUAUUAAUAAGACAUGACCAACAGUAGCCAGUGUAAAACACGAGACGGCCUACAGUGUGCCCGUCCCCUGCUGCACCUCCUGCUGUGUCCUCUUCAGCUUUACUACUUUAUAUAAUUCUGCCAUAUUGUUAUUGGUAUUAUUCAUACACUUUCCUAGCUUGCACCUUUUUCAUCUUAUAUAAACAGUGUGGUGAGUGAGGCGGGUGUUGUGGUGAGUGAGGCAGGUGUAGGGGCGAGGAGUGGCAAGAGUGAGGCCCACCCACCACCCACUUGCUUCUCACUCUGGAAGCUGCACCGCCUUCUAGCCUCAGUUUUAGCUCACUCAGCACUGCUGAUGCAUUUAUGUACAGUUCUAUUUAUUACAGUGGGUGUCCCAGAUGUGGUGCCGGUCCGAAGGGCAAUGCUCGACCUGUUGUGGGCCUCCAGUAGUUGUCUUCUCACCCUAUUGUAAAGUGAUUUCAGUAAAUAUGUAUUUACUGUUGGUGAGCAGCAGCAAUGGCAUUGUCUGCAGGGCAGUAUGACUCAUCCUGGCACUCCUCUAGCUUAGCUUGCUGACCUCUUAACCCAUGUUGGUGCAAAAAUUUCCCAGAGCUCUUAAACAAACUACUGGAGUCAGUCCUUCAUUUUUUUCUGAAGAGACAACAGUGACUCUCAGAAUGUGGACACUGAACUUUGGAACCCUAGCACCAAUUACCAAACUCUUGGCACUGAUGCACAAAACUCAGACAUUAUCUAAGAGCCCUUGCACCAGCUUAUGGCGCCCAUACAGUGUCAGAUGGUAUCUACAGUAAAUAUGUGCUUGAGUGCUGCACUCAGGUCACCAUUCUGGCAAGAGGUACAAGGCACUUUAGAAGAGGAAGGGAGGAGUGCUAGGCUGGGGAAGAGGGCCACACUGGACCUAUUGGACGGGUGGAAGGGAGUGUUGGACUGGGCACCGCAGCCACACGCUGGGGCCCUCAACAUCCUGGCAACUUACUCAAAUAAAGUGAUACAUCGAAA